Messenger RNA from Penicillium mononematosum, 975 nucleotides. Its product is annotated as ArsA family ATPase. The transcript is spliced from 3 exons. Gene Ontology annotation, biological process: post-translational protein targeting to endoplasmic reticulum membrane. The coding region runs from base 1 to 975 and encodes 324 amino acids. The record is from RefSeq and is a predicted model, not a curated record. Gene Ontology annotation, cellular component: GET complex. Gene Ontology annotation, molecular function: ATP binding; ATP hydrolysis activity. Lineage: Eukaryota; Fungi; Ascomycota; Eurotiomycetes; Eurotiales; Aspergillaceae.
AUGUCCUCCGCCGUGGUACAUGGCGACGAUCUCGACAUGGAGCCUACGCUCCAGUCGGUCCUCAACCAAAACACUCUCCGCUGGAUCUUCGUCGGAGGAAAAAGGAGGUUCCGCAAAUCCGUUCUGCUUAUUUCGACCGAUCCCGCACACAACCUGAGCGACGCCUUCGGUCAGAAGUUCGGAAAGGAGGCCCGCUUGAUCGAUGGCUACUCAAACCUGAGCGCGAUGGAGAUCGACCCCAAUGGGAGCAUCCAGGAUCUGCUUGCCACCGGAGAUGGUCAGGGUGAAGAUCCCAUGGCGGGAUUGGGCAUGGGAAACAUGAUGCAGGAUCUUGCGUUCAGCAUUCCCGGUGUUGACGAAGCUAUGUCCUUCGCCGAAGUCCUGAAGCAGGUCAAGUCCCUCUCCUACGAAGUCAUCGUGUUCGAUACCGCGCCGACCGGCCACACCCUUCGAUUCCUCCAAUUCCCUACCGUGCUCGAGAAAGCGCUAGCCAAGCUCUCCCAGCUUUCCACCCAGUUCGGUCCGAUGCUCAACUCAAUUCUGGGCGCUCGUGGCGGUCUACCUGGCGGUCAGAAUAUGGAUGAGUUGCUACAGAAGAUGGAGUCAUUGCGGGAGACGAUUAGUGAGGUCAACACGCAAUUCAAGAACCCAGACAUGACCACCUUUGUGUGUGUAUGCAUUGCAGAGUUCUUGUCACUCUACGAGACGGAACGUAUGAUCCAAGAAUUGACCAGCUACAACAUCGACACCCACUCAAUCGUUGUCAACCAGCUUCUGUUCCCCAAAGAAGCAAGCGACUGCGAACAGUGCACUGCCCGGAGAAAGAUGCAGAAGAAGUACCUUGAUCAGAUCGAGGAGCUCUAUGAGGAUUUCAAUGUGGUCCGCAUGCCAAUGCUUGUUGAGGAAGUGCGCGGGAAGGAGAAGUUGGAGAAGUUCAGUGAGAUGUUGGUGACCCCAUAUGUGCCUCCGCAGUAA